Cygnus atratus (black swan) is the source of this 4450-nucleotide messenger RNA. It is a transcript of the gene RNF168, whose product is annotated as ring finger protein 168. Gene Ontology annotation, cellular component: nucleus; site of double-strand break. The record is from RefSeq and is a predicted model, not a curated record. Bases 841 to 2673 code for a protein of 610 amino acids. Gene Ontology annotation, molecular function: ubiquitin-protein transferase activity; metal ion binding; nucleosome binding. Gene Ontology annotation, biological process: protein ubiquitination; double-strand break repair. The transcript has 8 exons. Lineage: Eukaryota; Metazoa; Chordata; Aves; Anseriformes; Anatidae.
GGAGGGGAGGUGAGGGCCGGGGCGGGCCGGGCCGUUUGGCGGGUGGCGGCGGCUCGGCCUGGCUCGGGCAGCGGGCCUGAAGGGAGCGCGGCCGCGGCUCCGCGGGCUUUCUCGCCGGGAUUCGCCCCUCGGCCCGGCCUCCCCAGCGCCAGGCCUCGGGCCCCUUCCCUUCCUUCCCCUUCCUUCCCCGCCCCGCUGCGGGGUCGCUCCGCGGCCUCCCCGCCUUCGGCCGCCCGCAGGCGUCGCGCUGCCCUUCCCCGCCGCCCUCUGCACCGCGGCCUGCUCCCCUUAAGCGCCCGGUCAGCGAGAGGCCCGCCUGUGUGCUGUUCCCUGCUGCUCCUCGCAGCGCCUGUCCCCUGCGUUUGUUCUUGUUGUUGGUUGUUUGUGUGUUUUAAUGAGGUAUUAAUGUGCUAGUGCCGCGCUGACCGCUCCGUUUGGGGAUUCGGAACCUGCUUAGAGCCUGCAUUCAUCAGCCCAGCAGAGGCCCGAGCUGCCCGCUUCGCUUCCUCCGUCUCCGAGGUGGAGCUGCAUCACCCGUCUGUGAGACCCCUGCGUCGUGCAGCCACCUGCACGCUGUCAUUUCCCGCCUCUCGUUCUUGAAGAUCCACGUUUAGCCUACUUCGCAGGCGCUAAUUUUUCUGUGCACGUAACCAUUAAAAUUGCUUGGUCCAGAAAGAGCAUUUGUGGGCCAAGUGAAAAGUCCUUUGAGGAGGGUUGGUAGCAGAAAGGUUGGAUGAUCCCCACCAUUUUAAGUCAUACAAGUCAUCGUGGAAGAUGCUGAAGUGUUGAAUGCAUUGGUACUGAUGUUAUAUUAGUCCCGUUCCUGAGCUUCGAGUCAAUAUGUCGAAGAAAUCGGAGGCUCCUCUUGCCUUAGCUGACUGCCUGUGUCAAAUUUGCAUGGAGAUCUUUGUGGAGCCUGUGACACUACCAUGCAACCACACCCUCUGUAAUUCUUGUUUCCAGCUGACAGUUGAAAAUGCCAGUCUUUGUUGCCCUUUUUGUCGGCGUCGAGUCUCUUCUUGGGCACGAUAUAAUGCCCGCAGAAACACUCUUAUCAACUGGGAGUUCUGGGAAAAGAUUCAGAAGAAUUAUCCAAAGGAAUGCGAGCGUAGAAUUAACGGACAGGAUUUGGAAGAGGAAAUCUGUGUCCCUCAUCCACAACACCAGCUGAGCAAACCUGGGGAACUGAGACAGGAAUAUGAAGCAGAGGUUAGCAAGGUGGAGGCAGAAAGGCGAGCACAUGAACAAGAGGAAAACAAGGCGAGUGAGGAAUACAUUCAAAGGCUGCUAGCAGAAGAAGAGGAGGAACGCAGACUGGCAGAAGAAAGACGGAAGGAGAUGGAGAAACAGCUUAAACAAGAUGAAGAAUUGGCAUGGGAGCUGAGCAACAGCCUGAAUGACAGUUCCAGAGAACGUGUGCUCAGCAGUCCUUCCCCAGGAGACAGCCUCUCAUGUGCACCAUUCACAGCUAAUUUGUGCAAGAUGAAGAGCAAACCAAGCAACUCUGGAGACAUUCAGAAGUAUCUGUCUCCAAAGCAUCAUCGUACAUCGGGAUCAACUUCGUUCUCCAGAACAACAGAAGGAGGCAGGAGUGACUCUGGCUCUGUGGAGACCAGUAACAAUGAAGGCAGCAGUACUGUGUGGCAAGAUGAGCAAGAGGAAAUGCCAACGUUGUCUCCACAGCUGUCUGGUGUGACCAAGUCUUCCACUGCUCAGGAUUCGUUUUUGGAGUCAUGCAUGAACUACUUAAGUGCCUCAACUUCAGAGGAGACCACCACUGUCAAGCAGAAAAAAUCAGCUGGGCCAAAUUGUCUGGCAGUUGAAGUUCCGGAUACGCUUUGUGGAGUUGCAGAAGGGGAAGGGGCUAGAACAGUUCUUCCUAGAACUAAAGGAGAAGACGGAGUAGAGUUGGACAGUGACAGUUUAACACAUGUAGAACGCAUAAGCCUUGAAAACUGUGCUGAAACUAGUGCUUGUAUUCAGUCAGCGUCAAAUUCUAUGAUAUCUAACAGCAAAAGUGUGAUACGUGAUCUCAUGAAGGUGGCUGGAAACCCAGAUGAAAAGAUACCAGAGAGCUUGCAGAACACUAUGGAGACUCCAAAAAGGAAAUCUCCGGAACCACUGGCUGAAGCAGUGGUUGACUUGGGUGUGCUUGAUAAGAGGAGAAGGACUUUCCCAGAAACUUCAGGGGACGAAGGGGAGCAGAUAAAUGACUUUGACUUGCAAAUGCAGAAAGCCUUUGAGCAGGAGCUCUAUGAAAGGCGUCUGCAAGAGGAGCAGGAUAGGCUUCUGGCUCUGCAGCUGCAAAGACAGCUCAACAAGGAGGAAAGGUCACUCAAUCGACAAAAAGGCUCUCCCGAUGAGUACCUUCUUCGCACCAAAACACCUCAGUCUGCGAAAGACUCUUCUGCUAGAAAGGGAAGUUGUAAGAAGGCGAAGGACAUGAAGCUACCAAAAAAACAGACUGAAACAAAUCACCGCAAGGUUCGGAAAGGUUCAUGCAAUGAAAACUGGCAGUCUCCUACCAGAGUCCGAAUGAAGUCACCAGGCCUCAAGGGCGGAAACGUUUUGAAUUGUGUCGUUAAUACCAGUGACUCAAAUGAUAUUUGUUCCUUGCCUAAAAAAGAGCAAAAGACAAUCCUUCAAAUGUUUAAAAGCCCUGUUGCAGAGUAGAGCAACAGAACCACAGACACAUGGUGGAAAGGAUCAGAAUUAAAACCAUGGUAAUGCUUUCCCCUGUGUUAGGCAAAGCUCCCUCUAAACAGUUGAAAAGGUGAUGGUUUUGACGGGAUCACUUUAGGCUACAAGAGCAACCAAAACUGUCUGCUUAUUAAAACUUGCAGUGAAUGUUUCUGAGAAGUUUUAAUAGCUCUUGUCCCUAGACCUUAAAAAUUUUAAUUGGCCUCUUCUUGACUAUGGCUUAUUUUCUAUGACUUGCAUUUGCAAGUUUGUUUGUUUGUUAUAAUUUUGAGUGUAAAUACUCUUUAGUGUUUAAAAUCUAAAAUAACUGUUGGUCUUAUGUUAGAAUAAGAAUUCGGAGCCUUCUAAGAGAAGGAUGCACAUCUCCCAGAUGUGAAAUGAGAGGUGAGUCUGUAUCUCCAGUAGUCUGCUGACCGAGAUCGAGGCUUCACUCGGCACAGCCGCUGUUCUGUUAAACUGAAGCACGUUACUGGAAUUUGGUCUGUUUGCUGAACUGCGCUGUUUGCCUGGCAGUUACCAAGGGUAUAACCAGACAGCCAGUCUUGCAAACACGCUCCUUCCCUCCCCCUCAACCUGCCGCGUAGUAGCCCCUUUCUUAGUCAGAGGGGAAAAAACAGAUCGUUCCCCCACAGCCAGAGGCAAGAAUCUCUUAGAGAUGCUGAUAAGCUAACUGGUUGUGGGCUUGUAUGUACUCUGUUCAUUUCUACCUCUGUUAAUUUUGUUUUCUUAGUGCUAGUAUUUUGUAUCUUUAUUCUUAUACAAUACUGCCUACAUUUACUGCUGUUUAACUUUCAUAUGCAAACUGUUGAGUCUGAUUAAAAGCAUAUAUAUUCAAAAAUUAUUAGUCCAGGAGACAGUUACAAAACCAAAAACAAAAACCAAAAGGGGAAAAGCAAAUGGAAACUGGAGUUGUCAGUAAUGACUUAACAACCCUAAAGAUUCAUUUAACUUUCAACUGGAGUUCAGCUACCAUGCCUGACUGUAACUGUUGUGGCUUGGGUUGUUGUUUUUUUUUUGAGGACUACCAAAUACUGUUUUCCAGUUGGGUUUAAAAGUAACAGCGCUGAAAGGAAUUACAACCCAGAUGUGUGGGGAAGGUGACAGCUGUGGGAAGUUGAGGCCUCUGGAAAAGCUGACUAGCUGCUAGUCAGCAGAGGAAGUAUUCCUGUUAUAUUGUUUUCUGUACUGCUGUUGUGAAGCCAUCUCUUGGCCUUUCUUUCCAUGUAAUGAUAUAUUUCUCAAGUAUAUGUUUUUGAAUGAGAGAAAAACACCAACCUCUGCUGCUGAAAUAUGUGUGCUUAUAACUGAAGGUAGGAAGUGUUUCAAAUGUGUACUUUUUUUGGAACGUCAUGGACUCAUGAAGUCAUGGAACCAUCUAUGAACUUUCAACUGGGCUCUGAGAUGCUUGUAACAAAUGUUUCAAAGCAGUAACUUCUGGUGUUUUUUAAGUUAACAAAAAAAAUUUAUUGAAAGCAUAAACUGACCCAAAAAUGUGAUUUUUUUUUUUCUUUGCUUGCAUGUCUCUAAUAGUGGUGGGUUUCUCCUAAAUAAACAGCCUCUUCAAAGAUGCUUCUUGAGAAAGCUGCAGCAGGCAACCUGCUGCACAUAAUUCAUUUUUUUCCAAUGCUGCCUCCACCACUGUGCUGGAAGCCUUCAAUGUAGAUCUGUUUCUGUAUCAUUGUUACUUUUGUUCUGUUUGUUUGUGUCUUAUCUAGGCUGUCAAAUAUAUUCGUUCAUUGAUUACAGUGUU